GCGGGGAGGGGGCGAGCCGUCUUGGCCGCGCUUGGGGGCUGCUGCGAAGGUGUCAUGGCUGCUGCUGCGGAGCCCAGUGCCUCAAGCUGCAGCGAGAGGAACCUGGAGCGAAGCUCCAGCCCCCUUCUCACCCGCGAGGUGCUCUGCGAGCUCUUUCGUUCCCUGCACACCCUGACUGGGCAGCUUAACCUCAGAGAUGAUGUGGUGAAAAUUACAAUCGAUUGGAACAGGCUUCAGAGCCUCUCAGCAUCCCAGCCUGCAUUGCUCCUUACAGCACUUGAACAACACGUUUUGUAUUUACAGCCUUUUUUAGCAAAACUCCAGUCUUUAAUUAAAGAGAAUUCAACUGCUGUUGAAGAGAUAAGACAGACAGAAACAGAGACCAAGAGUGAACUCAAUGCUAAACAUCCCAUUGGGGACCUGCAAGAUGAAGGAAAGCUCAAAGUCUGUGACUUAGAUGUGAAAAAGACACAAAUCCAUUUUGAUCCAGAAGUAGUUCAAAUAAAGGCUGGAAAAGCCGAAAUUGAGAGAAGAAUAUCUGCAUUUAUUGAAAGAAAACAAGCUGAAAUCAAUGAAAACAACGUCAGGGAAUUUUGCAAUGUUAUUGAUUGUAAUCAAGAAAAUAGUUGUGCAAGGACUGAUGCCGUCUUUACUCCUUAUCCUGGAUUUAAAAGUCACGUAAAGGUUUCUAGAGUUGUGAAUACAUAUGGACCACAGACUAGACCCGAAGGAAUUCCAGGGUCAGGUCACAAACCUACCGGCAUGCUUCGAGACUGUGGCAACCAGGCUGUGGAAGAACGACUCCAGAAUAUUGAGGCCCACUUGCGAUUGCAGACGGCCCUUCUGCCAGCUACAAAAAUGUAGAUAAAUGUGGUCCUGGUCUUCAGUGCAUUCCUGACAAUAAACACAUAAAUGAGUAAGUAUCCUGGGGGAAAUGAGCCCAUAUUUUUUGAACAAUACUGUCUCUGAAAGUGCCGUGCCUAUAUCAACUUAGUGAUUAACAGAACUCUGUGGAGGUGUGUGCUAUUACUAUUGGAAAGGUAGUAAGACUGAAGUCCAAAGAGCUCAGGCAGCCUCCCAGGAUAUUAUAGUAAGUGACAGCUAGGAAGCAAAUAGUCUUACCCAUUUAGUUACCAUGCUCUUAAUUCUCCUAAAUGUCCCUGCAUGUUUCUUCUUCUGCCUCCACAGCUACUGCUGUAGAUGAAACUACUGUAAUCUCUGUCUUGGAGUGAUAGGUCUGUUGGUCAACUAGGUCAUUUUCACCCUGUGACCAAAUUGCUGUUUUUCAAGCUCAUAUCUGAUGUUGUUUGUACCCAGCUAAAAAUUCUUUACUAGUUCUCUGGAGCUCUCAAACGCAUAGCAAACUCAGUACUUAGCAGAGAGACUGUGGUCUAGACCAGGCAGGUCUCAGGGAUGAUACUUGAAACAGUAGAAAGAUUCUAAAUAUAAUAAUGAACUUGAUGUCUAAGUAUCUUUAAAACACCACGCCCUCCUCUAAAAGAACUGUCAUUGAGAAUUAUGGGAAAACUCCUUUAAACAUUUUUCUAGGUCAAAGGAGAAAAUAUACCAUGCUAGGAGAAAUAGGAUUUGAAGAGAAUGAUAGGAUAAGCACAGCCAUCAAGUGGAACUGUCAUCUUGUGACUUCAGUAUUUUUCCUUCUAAGUAACUACAACAUCUAUUAGAAACACUUUCUAUACGGAAACUAUUCAGUAUCCCAUAAAAUGAAUUUUGUAAAACAACUUGUAGCAAUAUGGGAUGCAUAAGCAAUAUUUAGAAAGCAGAAGUCUAUAAUUUGUCUCAUAGAAUUCAGAGUGAAACUGUAACUAAGGGUGAAACCAUGAGUUAAUUUCAAUUGAUUUUGCUUUCAUCUGUUUAUUUUCUUAAGUUUAAGUGGUUUUCAUUCUUAUGUAUAAAUGUCUUUGCUUAAUAUUUUAAGAAUAAAAAUGAGACCCCCGAAUGAAGAGGUCAGUUUGGAGGUCUGAACAAUCUAUGGGGCCACUGGUAGUGGAUCAGUAUUUACC
Molecule: messenger RNA, 2021 nt
Organism: Cricetulus griseus (Chinese hamster)
Lineage: Eukaryota; Metazoa; Chordata; Mammalia; Rodentia; Cricetidae
Source: RefSeq, a predicted model, not a curated record